Messenger RNA from Fusarium vanettenii 77-13-4, 1446 nucleotides. RefSeq lists its product as uncharacterized. The transcript is spliced from 4 exons. The coding region runs from base 182 to 1120 and encodes 312 amino acids. Gene Ontology annotation, molecular function: oxidoreductase activity. Gene Ontology annotation, cellular component: endoplasmic reticulum. The record is from RefSeq and is a predicted model, not a curated record. Lineage: Eukaryota; Fungi; Ascomycota; Sordariomycetes; Hypocreales; Nectriaceae.
CUUCAAAGCCCAGGUUUCGCCUUGUUGAGACCUCUUUUCCGCAAUCCCCCUCUCCCUCCUCCUCCUACUCGAGACCUCGUCGCGAGGUUUCAAUUGCUCCAUUUUAGUUUGAGAGCAUCGAAUCGCAAAAAAUCGGUGUGUGUUGGGUGUAGCUACGUGCGCACCAAAGCAAGCCGCCGCCAUGUCUUCCGGCGACAACUCGCUCUUUGCGAGGCACUACAUCGACUAUGUCUACAUGCCCGGCGUACUCCUCAUCGUAGGAACCCUCAUCGUCAAGAAGGAGUGGACGCCCUUUGCCGCCCUCAUCGCCGUCGCAUUUGGCGCCUACAACUUCCUCGCCUUCCAGGUGAAGAAGGUCCUCAAGCCUGAUGUCUUCCAAGAGUUCGAACUCGAGGAGAAGACCAUCAUCUCGCACAAUGUCGCCAUCUACCGCUUCAAGCUCCCCAGCCCCAAACACAUCCUCGGCCUCCCCAUCGGCCAGCACAUCUCCAUCGGCGCCCCCUGUGUCCAGCCCGAUGGCUCUACCAAGGAGAUUGUCCGCUCUUACACCCCCGUCUCUGGUGACCACCAGCCCGGCUACUUCGACCUUUUGAUCAAGUCAUACCCCCAGGGCAACAUCUCCAAGCACAUGGCCUCGCUCGUCGUCGGCCAGACCAUCCGCGUUCGCGGCCCCAAGGGCGCCUUCGUCUACACUCCCAACAUGGUCCGUCACUUCGGCAUGGUCGCCGGUGGUACUGGAAUCACCCCUAUGCUCCAGGUCAUCCGGGCUAUCAUCCGAGGCCGCGCUGCCGGAGACAAGACCGAGGUCGAUCUCAUCUUUGCCAACGUCUCUCCCCAGGACAUCCUCCUCAAGGAGGACCUCGACUCUCUUGCCGCCAAGGACGCUGGUAUCCGCAUUCACUACGUCCUGGACAAGCCUCCGGAGGGCUGGACUGGUGGCGUCGGCUAUGUCACCGCCGACAUGAUCACCAAAUGGCUCCCCAAGCCCGCCGACGAUGUCAAGAUCCUCCUCUGUGGACCUCCUCCCAUGAUUAGCGGUCUCAAAAAGGCCGCAGAGAGCCUUGGCUUCAAGAAGGCCCGCCCCGUCAGCAAGCUCGAGGACCAGAUCUUCGCCUUUUAAGCGCAUCGAUCUGAUCUACCAACCCAAGCUUGACAAUCCGCCCAGGGUUCCCAUCAGCAUUAACCCGUAGAGGGAUAGCCGUCUAUCGGUAAUCUCACGCUUAGAAACAAGAGAGAGGGGGUGGACGGGAUGCAUGUACCUCUGACAAGCAAGCCUAGAUAGGCUGGAGCAAUGUCAUGUCAUAGCAAAAUGAUGAGGAAUAUGUUGACGCAAGGAAACGAAAUGUAGAUUCACAUUAGUUAUAUACCAAGACUUGAUUGGCGUUGAAGGAGUCUGUUUCAAGACGACCUCCCCAGGCAAGACAAGACAAGAUAAAACAUCACAUC